This is a messenger RNA of Nasonia vitripennis (jewel wasp), 8405 nucleotides long. RefSeq names its product RNA-binding protein Nova-1 (gene pasilla). The record is from RefSeq and is a predicted model, not a curated record. NCBI's taxonomy places the organism in Eukaryota, Metazoa, Arthropoda, Insecta, Hymenoptera, Pteromalidae. The coding region runs from base 1304 to 2617 and encodes 437 amino acids. Gene Ontology annotation, molecular function: mRNA binding. The transcript is spliced from 6 exons. Gene Ontology annotation, biological process: regulation of alternative mRNA splicing, via spliceosome; mRNA splicing, via spliceosome. Gene Ontology annotation, cellular component: cytoplasm; nucleus.
AGUCGCCAGUGAGACGCGGCAGUUCGCGCACAGGAGAGCGAGCGAGUGUGUGCUGCGCGUUAGUGUGGACAUCGCCGACAAGUGUCAGUCAGAGGCUCGAUCUCCUGCUACCUCUUCUUCUCUCUCUCUCUCUCUCUCUCACCGUCUUCUAUGGAAACGUAUUCGAAAGUAUACAUGUUGUUGUUGUUGUUAUUGCUGUUGUUCCAACAAAAUAAUACGACGUAGAUAGCAAUACACAUAUAGAUCGAUAUAUCAGUGCAUUCGCUCGCCUCUUGUUAUUAUAACACGACCUCAUAUAUCGUGCGCGCGCGCGGCUCCUUCGCAUCAUCGGUUCAUCCUCGUCGUCGCGCGAGCUGCAUCACUCAUGCAUCCCAUGUUGUACAAGCAAGAGCGCAGGUAGCGCAGAGAGCAUCGAGAGAUAUCUCACCGCAGUGCUGAGUGCGCUCGCGGAGCGAGCAGUUUCGUCUUCGCACGUGCGUCGUCACCCCUCUCUCUCUCUCUCUCUCUCUCUCGUUCUCCGAUCAUAAUAACACUCGCGCCAUACGCACACAGCCUCGCGAUAUAUAUAUAUACAUCGACAACAUCAACCACUGCUUCCAUCCGCCUGCCGCCGUCGCCUCUCUCACUCUCUCUCUCUCUCUAUCAAUUUCUCCCGUUCGUUUGACGAGCUGUGAUCGUCGUGGUACAUGACAAGUGCCGUGCUGUAGUGAGAAUUACACGUCGCCGAGCGGCGAAGAAGACGAGGAUCCGCGUGUGCGCGCACGUAAUACGUCGGCAGCAGUGUGUCGUGAGUGCGCGCGUGUGCUCUAUCUCCGCAGAGCAGUGAGUCCGUUGUAUCGCUCUUUCUCUUCGAACAAGUGUGAAAACAGGAAAACGUCAAAGGCCAGCAUCAGCGACGCGCAUGUGUGUCGCAUAAUCGACGAAAGCCAGCAGCAGCGCGUGUCGUAAUAACGCGAAGAAGCAGCGGCAGCAGAAGAAACGGAGCUUUCGCGCGGCCCUGCGCAGAAAAGCCGCGGCGAUACGGAGCAGACGAAGAAACAUCGCGAGCAGAAGGAAGGAAAACAGUCGAGUCUUCCGUCUCUCUCUCUCUCUCUCUCUCUCUCUCUCUUUCCGUACGGACUAGAGGGAGCGAGUCGAGCGGACGGUGCCAGCAGCAGCAGUGAGCAGCAGCAGCAGCAGCAGCAGCAGCAGCAGCAGUAGAGCAGCAAUAGCCGCGGCAGCGCGCACACUCGUCACGGAGACGGGCCCCGGCGUAGAGCGAGCGAGUGAGACAGAGCGAGAGAGCGAGCUGCCAGUGGGCAAGAUGGCGGCCGACUCGGGAAUGGAGACGUGUCCCUCCCCGGAGAUCGCGGACUCCAGGAAGCGACCGCUCGACUGCGACGUCGAGAACGGCGCCACCAAGCGCUCGCACUACGGCACAGGAGGCGAUGGCACGUACCACCUCAAGGUUCUGGUGCCCGGAGUGGCUGCCGGCGCCAUCAUCGGCAAGGGCGGCGAGACCAUCGCCCAGCUGCAGAAAGACACGGGGGCGAGGGUCAAAAUGUCCAAGUCCCACGACUUUUAUCCAGGAACGACCGAGCGCGUUUGCCUGAUAACGGGCAGCGUCGACGCCAUAAUGGCGGUGAUGGACUUCAUCAUGGAGAAGAUCCGCGAGAAGCCUGAUCUCACGACGAAGACGACGGUGGACUUUGAUUCCGGCAAGGCGACCGCGGAGAGGGACAAGCAGGUGAAAAUCCUGGUGCCGAACAGCACGGCGGGCAUGAUAAUCGGCAAGGCCGGCAACUACAUCAAGCAAAUCAAGGAGGAGUCCGGCUCGUACGUGCAGAUCUCGCAGAAGGCCAAGGACGUGUCGCUGCAGGAACGCUGCAUAACCGUGAUCGGCGAGAAGGAGAACAACCGUAACGCCUUGCUCAUGAUCCUGGCUAAGGUGGCCGACGAUCCUCAGAGCGGCACCUGUCUCAACGUCAGCUACGCCGACGUCAGCGGACCCGUAGCCAACUACAACCCGACCGGCAGCCCGUAUGCACAGGCGCCCACGACUACGCCAACCUACACCUCCACUGCCGGCAUCAAUACAGUGAGCAUCCUGAAUGGAGCCGGACUGAGCCUGAACCUAAAUCUGGGUGCGGCGCUGACCGCCGGCGCGGCGCCCGGGACAACAACGAGCCAACUGCUCGAGCACAUAAAGCUGUCGCUGCGCAGCACCGGCUUUGGCGAGCCCGCCGCCAGCGAGAUUCUCCAGGCAGUGGCGACCCUCGUCAAGUACAACGUGCUCGGAAUGGGCAUCGGCAUGCCCUCGUCCGUCUCGUACAUCAGCAACGCCAUGGACUCGCAGACGACGGUGGCCAACGGCUCGAACAACAACGGCGGCGUCUUUGGACCCAUCGGCACCGUACCGACCCUCGGCUCGAGCUCGCCCACACCCAGGUCGGCCCUCGACCGCUACGAGCCCUUCGUCGACCCCUUCCGGCAGAACAGCAGCGCCGCCGCUGCGGCCGCGGCCGCCAUCAACCUCAACAACAAUUCGUUCGGCCUCGGCACGAACCAGUUGUCACUCGAGAAAAAGAUGAUGAGAGAUGGCGCCAGGAAAGCUUCGACGAGCAAGAGCAAGGACUAAUCAGGAGCUUGCGGAGAGUAGGAGAGAAAGAGUGAGAGAGGGAUUAUAUAGAAAAAAAGCAAAGUAUAGCGAGAGACAGAGCGAGCCUCUUUUACGUCUGCCAAAGCGUGUACCUUCCGUACAUAAGAGUAACCCAUUUUCUUUUCUCUUUCGUUCUUAUUAUUAUUUCAUAAUUUUUUUUCUUUUUGUUUCUCCGAUCCGCUGUUACAUGCACCGACCGUUUCUUCUCUUUGCGACGUGAAAACAGGGCCAAAGACACACGCGCUAUAUAUGCCUACGAGUCGUCGAGUUAUUCUUUUCUCAUUUUUUUGUUUCUGUUCCAUUUUUAUUUACACUCGGAGAGAACUCGCUCGAAAUUCUAAAGCAUUGGACAUUAGACGCGGAGCGUUCAAAAACAUACCAUCUCGCAAGCUUUCACGCGGAUUGCCAUAUACACAUUCAAGCCAUUCGACGAGAGAAGAGCAUAUGGAGAAGCGAGUACGUAGAAAAUCGAGGCACGAUCGCGAGCGAUAUUUGUCAAGAAGUUGUAAAAUCGCAAGCUCGUCUGGCAUAGAAACGCGCGGAAUAAACAGGAAUUGUAUACCGUCGUGCCGAUUGGCGCAGAAGCUCACUGUUAUACGCGAGAUUUGUAAUUACCGAAUGCGCGCGCGAGGGCGCAUCGGAACCUGAUGGCUGUGUGCGAUUAUUAAGAGAGAGAGAGAGAGAGAGAGAGAGAGAGAGACGAGCAUAUUCACCGUAUAUAAUUAUUAUAAAUCAUCAGCGUCGUCAGGCACGUUCCAUCUCACCUCUCCGUAUUUUUUUGUUCAACUGCGUUCUCUUCGCUAUACUCUCAUCGUUUGAUUGAUUGAUUAUUGUACGAUUAUUCACUACGCUCACACGAGGAAUUUCACGCAACGUUCGCGAUAGAUAAAUGAAAAAUAUAUUAUAUUAUAUUAUAUAUACAAACAGAGAGUGAUAUAGUAAGCAGUGAUCGCGUUUGUUUGUUGUUGCGAUUGUUCGACGCGUUCGCUGGCGAGUACGCGCCGUUGUUUUCUUUUUUCUAGUUUUGUUCCGCGAAUCUCUAGUUACCCUAUACGCAUUGUUUUUCACGCAUCUCUGUCCAGCCGCUCUGCGUUGUCGUGCGAUCAUGUUAUUGCGAACCACACUCGAGGGAUUGUCGAGGUGCUCAAAGCACCGUCGAAUCGAUUAUAUUAUAUACCACGAUGAGCGUUUAAUUUUCAAUAUUACUAAAAAUAAAUUUCUCAUUUUAUUGUAAACACCUGAUUUUCGUUAUUUUUCGUGCGAAUCGCGCGCGUUCGAUGAAAGAGCUCUCGCACAGUGCCAUAAAGAUAUCCUUUCAUCGUUGCGUUCGCCCGCGAGGUUCUCCACCCGAGAAGAUCAGAAACGAGCCGGAGACAAAUCAAAAGUAUACCCUGUAAGCGAAGAACGCCUCGCGGGCGUGAAAUUCAUCGUGGUGUGGAAGAGAACAAGAGAACUCGCGUCUCGUUCGCUGCACUUCACGCACUCGUACAUCUCGCAGACACAGACAUGAAAGAAUAAUCAAAUUGCUGUCCUAUGCCACUGCGUCAGAGAAUUAUAUAGAUGUGUACGAUAUACAGACAUAUGAGUAUGAUAUAUAUAUAUAUAUAUAUAUAUUGAUCGACAAUAGAGAACGAGAAGGUUGACGUGCGUACGUCGGGUCGGUCGUUUGUUCUUUCGCGUCGGUUUCGUUCCUCGUCACCAUCGCUCGCCUGACGAUUGUAUCUCGUCGCUCUUAUUACACGGGAAUUGAACUGUAUUCCAGAGUCGCGCGCGCGCGCGUGCGCUUUUCCGAAAGUCUCCCGUGGCAUAUCACGGGUCGACGAUCACCUCGAGUAUCUCCGUUGAAUUUUUGUGACGAUAUAAAAGUGUUCGUUGUGCAGGGAAGGGUAAAGAAGUGAAUUAUAUAGCUAGGUCAUUAUAACUCGUGUUUGAGUAUAUUUGGGUAUAUUAAGUAUAUGAUAUAAUUAUAUGAGACGUCAAUAUUAUAUAUCGUUAGGGGUGAAAAAUUUUACACUUUAAAAUUAAGUAUAUAUUAUAUUUACAUUCGUAAUUCAAAUUUGAAAAAUGAAUAUAAAGGUGCUCGGUUCUGUGGACGAAAUUCCGAUCGGUUUCAUCGGCGGACGCGAUUUUUGUUCCUCUUGUUUUCCAUUUGUUUACAUUUAUAUUAUCAUAACUACUAACUCGUCGUGACAUUAUCGUCGAAAUCAUGAAAUGUGUAUAAUUAUUAUCGGACAUUAUUAAAUUUAGGUAAAAAAAAACGAAGCGUUUUUUACGGGCACGGUUGUCUUGCAUCAGGUCGGUGGGUCUGGAAUAUAAUUCAUAUCGGACGAUAAAGUUCUUUUUUCGCACGCAUCUCAUCGCUUACGUCUGUCCAUCUUUCGAUCACGAACAUUCAAAGACAAAUUGGAAGAGAAGGUUCAAGUGCCUUGGCAUAUUUUAUUGUUUUGCCAGUUUAACGAGAAUCAUCACGUUGUUGUGUAAAACUUCAUUUGAGUACAAUAAUCAUUGUUUGCAUAAUCUCCACAUGUUCACAAAAAAAGAAUCAUUUUUUCUACUUUCCGCGCUGUAUGAUUUUCUAUCUUUCUAGGUCCCCUAGAAGAUUCCGGCAAAAGGGAAUAAAAACAAAGUAAAGUGAUAUAUACAUAAACUCUCGCCUAGAGACACUAAAUUCUGCAAAUCAAUGAAAUUUGGUUUAGGCAAGCUUGAAUGUUCGUCCAGAUAUAGUUAUCCCGCGAGCGACGUAUUGUAUAGGCCGUCGCGAGACGCGGAAGAAAGAAAGAGCGCAAAGUGCUGUUUUUGCCUGAAGAGAAAGAAAGGGAGCAGUAGGUAGGCAUUAGGCCGUUCCAAGCAUAACGCGCUGUCCUAUUUUUCGUUCGUUCGUCCUAAACUCGAAAAGAAAGGCUAAAAAGAGAGCUGACGACGCCGCCGUCGCGUGUAUACAGUAUACAAAGAGCGAGUCGAGAACGAGGUGAAGGAAAAAUUCGUUGUUGUUAAACGGUAGGAUUAAAAGAAACACGUAGAAAAAGCUCCUCUAGAAGCUCUGGUGCUGUAUUCAUUAAAACGAGCGUAUUAAAUAUUACAAGAAGAAGCGAGUCGGAGAGAGAGGCUCUCUCUCUCUCUCUCUCUCUCUCUCUCUCUGCCUAAUGAAACCGGAGCUAAAAGAGAGGGCGGAAAAAUAAAUGAUGAAAGAAAAUUAAAGUACCUUGUUGAGUAUAAGUAGGUAAAACAAAGAAUUCUAUCGCCAAGUCGUCGCGCGUCAAUCGCGGAUCACUCGCAUCAUUACGAUUUUAAAGAAGCGGAGUUACAUAUAUAGCAAAGUGAAUAUUACUAUAUAUAGAAAAAGAGAGAGAGAAAUAUACCCGACGCUUGGAAAAACGUGGAGAGCGAGAUACGUUACCAUUAUAAUUAAGGAGAGAAAGCUCGACGUCGCGCGCUUACAUAUGAAAUUUCGAGAGACCUGUAAACGACAUUCUAUAUUGAAAAAAAGCUGUUCGAUGACUUUGACAUAGUUUAAUGGCGAGAAAAAAUUGUUGUGAGAUUAUUAUUCAGCGGGUGUCGAGCUUUUCUCGCCAGCGUUUUUCCGAGCGUCUCACCGCGUGCAGUUAGCGUGUUAUAUAAAGAAAAAGUCACACCUCACACACACACACACACACACACACACACUGUACACUAUAAAUAAACAAAGAAUAGACAUUUGUGUAAUAUCGACCUCAUGCCUCUGUGUGCAAACAAAAUAAAGUAUAAAGCAUAAAACCUAGAGAAUUCUCGCGCGGAAAAGUUAAUAGGUAAAGUAAUCGAGCGCGAAAAAUGCGCUGUGGAUUGAUCGAUGAUACAAGGGACGGAUUUUUCGUGCCGUCGCGAGAGACAGAUUAUACAUAUAAGGUGUCGUCGUUCGCAUCAGGACGCGUUAUGUUGGGGAUAUGUUUAACGGUUACACAACAUACACAUAUAUCAUACUAUCUACAUGCCAUCGCGGUUUUACAUAGGUUGAAAUAGUUGUUUAUUGAAGGAAUCGUUGGCAGGAAGCUCGUUGUAAUGCGACAGGAAAGAAAUAAAGGGACGAGAGAGGGAAUAGUUGAUAAAACUUAGGAACUUCCACGAUAUUUCUAAUAAAUGUAAGCAGCUGGCUGCAAAUGACAUAAACAAACAGAUUAAUUAAUUAAUUAUCAUAGUCUUUCUUCGCUGGUGGAGUACGAUGAAGUAUUGUACCAUAUACAUUCCUUUGGCUAUAACGUAAUGUUUAAGAGACUAUACUACCCCCGCACCACUGGCCCCUCCGUAUACGAAGCUUGGUUUUUCUUCUCACACACAUACCGGCAAAACAAAAAGCGAAAGAAAGAGAGAAAUAACACGCGUCUACCUUUUCACCCUCAGCCAUUCUUCCCUUUUUUUCUUCUUCUUUUUUCGCGCGCGCGCGAAACACACCACACGCCGCGACCGCCACCGACUCGGCGAGUCAAGACGACGUUCCUCUUUUGCCUUCCGUCUCUCCUCGCCGUUUUCGAUAUCUAUAUACACGUAAGGGCGGAGAAGGUAGCGAGAAGUUCUUCGGGAAAUCCCAACGACUCGGAGCUUUCAGCUUUUUACUUCCGCGCGGUGUAUUUCAAAAAAAAGUCAUCAUUAUUUUACCUAGGAAUUGAAUAGACUCGAAAUUCACUGAUGCGCGUGUUCGGUACACACUUUAUAUACCACACACGCGCAUCAGCAAAGGAUGGAGUUAGCCUCGCGGAAGAUUUCAAGUCGUGCGCGCGAGCGCUGACACACUUUGUUUGUCUUGGCGCGACGACGUUUUUUAAGGGUGAAUUACCGUUGAGAUUUUUCCCUCCGCGCACAGAACCUCGUUCGUUCGGCCUGCUCGUCCACGCGAGCGCGAAGUGCGUCGAGCUCGUUACUUUUGAGCAGCGCCGCCGCUGCUUUUUUUCUGCUUCGAGAUGAAAGCGAGCGAGCGAGCGAGAGAGAGAGAGAGAGAGAGAGAGAGAGAGAGAGAGAGAAGGCUAGAAGAGGGAGCUCGAUUUUGCAUCCACACACGCGAACGAUAACAAAAAAAACAAGUGUGACCCACUCACACCUACACGCGACACUCACACCCACGUUGUAAAAGGCUGUAUAAAGAAAAAUGCAUCGCACGGCACAAGGCUCUAUUUAGGGAGAAAGAAAGAGAGGGAGAGCGAGCGAGAGAAAGAAAGAUACAGAGUUUCUAUUUAUUAGAUGGCGCGCGUACGGAGAUACGAUAAAUAGAGGAUAUUUAACAAAAAAAGUUAUAAGAGUAAUUAAUGAUAAAGAUAAAAAAAAAAUAAUAAAGAAAAGUGGAAAAAAUCUCUAUAUUUGUUAGUUUCAUCUGCCAAACGCAUACAUACACAUUAUACACACAUUGUGAACAUUUUAAUUUGCGUCUAUAGAGAGCGAGGGAAAACAUGAAAAUUUAACGAAAGCGAAGCUCGUUUGUUGUAAUUAUAUAUAUAUUAUAUAUACACUUGAGAUGAGGGACGCUAUAUAUAAAUAUACAACCAUUAAAUCGCUGUUCUUUUAUAUUUUAAUGAAUUUUUCCUCGGUCAGAUUAUGUCAAACGCCGGAUGGUUAGGAUUAUAAAUAUACACGAGAGGGAAGCAACCAAGUCCAAAGUACCGUUUAUCAUAAAUCCGUAGGAUUUAACGAGAGCGUGGCAAACAGAAAGCAAAAACUAUAAACCAUAUAUUAGUACAUAAAGAAAGACGUUCGAGGACGAAAACAAAGUUUAUCAGACGAAUCGCACCGAUGAUUAGACAAA